This is a messenger RNA of Kickxella alabastrina, 3398 nucleotides long. RefSeq lists its product as uncharacterized. Lineage: Eukaryota; Fungi; Kickxellomycota; Kickxellomycetes; Kickxellales; Kickxellaceae. Gene Ontology annotation, biological process: actin cytoskeleton organization. Bases 329 to 3130 code for a protein of 933 amino acids. Gene Ontology annotation, molecular function: actin binding. The record is from RefSeq and is a predicted model, not a curated record. The transcript has a single exon.
CGUGCAUAUUUCAAACAUUUACCUUAUUUUUAUUCAAUAGUGCAUUGCUAUUCCUUAUUCAAUAUAUCCUAUUUCGCUAUUCUUCUCUUAUUUUACUUUGCAUUUUCAAGUUUAUUCGUCUAAUCGCCCUUCACAUUUCCAUUGCUCUUUCCAACUCGCCGACUCUAAACAAGCAGCAGCUUCAAUAUCCACCAUCCACAAACCAUUGACCCUUUAUUCAUAUAUUCUCCUUUUACCAGGCUUUGUAUUCCGAUCGAUCCCGCGACAAUUGCUUUUAGAAAGCAGGCCUGUCUAUUUUUCACAUCACAACUAGGCACUGCCAUACAGUAUGCCUUUCACACGGCCAGAUAACAGUGGGGCAGCCACUCUGGACACUGGCCUUGGCGACAAAGGCAAGCAAAAGCGCAUAUCAAGACGCCCUCGAGGAGGACUAAAGAAAUGGCUAUCGCUCAAGGGAAUCAACGCCGCCUACCAGCAAGCAGACGAGAACGACACUUGCAUUUCCAGCGGGCAAAAAAAAAAAGGCAAGAGCCUUGUCACGCUCGCCGAAACAGCGUCUGCAGCAACAUCAGUAAAACACACAGAACUCAGUGCCGUCCGCUUUGUGCCAGCACGAAAGAGCGGUGUUAUCAGCACCCCGCGCGAAAACAACAAGGUGUACUCACUAUCGAAUCGCGAGCUCAAGUCGCAAGAUGUAUCUCCAGCAUUGGCGCGAGAGAGCAAUUUUCCGGCAGUUGCUAUGCUGCAGACGGAUGCCACCGCGGCUGACAACAGUAUUUCACUCGCAGAUGGCGACGCGCUGUUCGGUGCUCAUGCGACAAAGUCACACCCGCCAAGACGCAAACGCUCGCUCAUAUACGCGAUGUAUUAUACAGCCAAGGCCGAUGACUCGCCAAAGCCGGAAUCGGUGGACAUUGAGGACGAAAUACGGUAUCUGGAUCAGCAACGGAUAUUGUCAUUGCAGCAGCAGCCUUCACAGCCGCCGCCCCCGCCACCAUUGGUCGCGCCGUUGCCUAUCCAUUCGACUGCUCAUCCGUGGGUAUAUGGAUCAACCUCGAUGGCAACAAUGGACACCAUCUCCGCCACAUUCAUGUCCUGCACAAGCAUUCCAAACAUGCUAUACUUUCCAGAAUGCCACGAGUCCAACUAUAUGAGCGCGUCAGAAUUCAGCUGUGCUGUAGACACUAGUAUCGCGCCGAGCGACUAUCCACAACAGCACCAACCAGUUAAAAACACAGCUAUCGAGUUUAUGCUGGCAGACAUUUCCGAGCAGCUUUCAAUGACGAGAGCAAAAAUUAACAGCUCAGCAGACAGCGUACGCGACUCCGAAUACAUGUCGUCCAACGGCAGCAACAGUGACAUUAGCUGCAGGUCGUCUUAUUGUGAGCCACUCUCCGUUAAAAUGACAACAUACACGUAUAGUGGCCGGUUUGCUCCGAGGCUCAGCACAAUUGAGCGCGUCCAGGAUGGCCGUCUGCUGAUUAAGCCCAGCGGUGACGUAUCGAUCCGGAGUAACAAGACGUUGCCGCUGGCAGAGACCAAUUCACAGAGCAAGGUUGUAGUGAGUGCCGAUCCAGUGGGGUUUACCGAAGACAUAGACAGUGGAAACGAAUCCGUGGCCAAGGUCAACCCGCAGCCAGAGGUCCCCAUCAUUGCUAUGAGCGAAUCCAUUACGAACAAUGUUUUUAAACUGGUGUCGGUGGAUGACUUCCCGCCAGUUCCAGAGAGCGUCCCCCCACAACAGCAGCAAAUAGUGAGCAAGCCAAACGAUUCCAUGCUGGCCCAUGUGUCCCGAUUCGGCGUCAACAUGGCGGCAAGCACUCACAGCGACCUGUUGUCAGAGUUGAUGCGCGGCAGAGCAGACAGCGCGGGACCUACAAACAACAAUGGCCUACAAGACGCGUCCGUGUCCUCACCCGAGCUGCCUGAAGAGUCGCACUCGACGAUAGCAAACACUUCGGUGGAUACGGCCGAGACUACCAAGGUGGAUUCUGUUAUGGCGUCGCCGGUUAAGCAAGAUCACAAACGAAUCCUUGCAGUUGCAGUGGCGGUAAAUUCUAUGGCCCGGAAUACACUUUUGCCAGGGUUUGCCACUUCUGAGGCUGAGAGUGAGCGCAGCUUGGUCAAUUCGACAGGUGACAAGGUGAAUUCAAUGCCUAAUUCGCAGGUCGGUCUUUUAGCUAGAUGCCUCAGCGGCAGGGACCUUGGUCUAGGCGGACUGUCCAACAACCCGUUACUGAACAACAACAACCGACUGCACUCGAUUUUCAGCGACCUUUCAGAAUCUGACAUGGCGCUGCUCGACAUGGCACACGCCCUUCCGGCCCACUACUACAAUCAGUUUGGCCAGCUGAGCCUGCUGUUCGAUGGGCAGCAGCAUAGCGUUGUCGUGGACGACUCGCUGACUGGGAUGCCCGAGAAUUAUGUACCUACUACUGCCACGCAUGCCAGCGAAUACAACACCAUUGGAGCUGCUAGUGCUGGGAUCGAUAACAGCAAUGACGACAACAAUGAUGACGAGAUCAUGGAUAACCUGGCCCUGUCCGAUGUAAUGGCGAUCAACCAUGCGGUUAUAUCACCACCGCCGUCGACGUUGCAGCCUCAGCUGCAGAUCCAGAAACAAAUGCGGUCGGAGUUUGUGGACAGACCGUUACCCGGACAAUUGCAUUCAGCAGUGCCAGUGAAAUUCAGCAGCGUGGCGGAACCUCGCGCGUCAUCUUCAAUUUCUGCCAGAACGCGAAAGCUGACGACGGCGCUGGGCAGAGCAACCACGCCAUUGGACGGACUCCGGCAUCUCCAUCGUAAGAUGAAAAACACAAGUCAGCAGCGCAUUGUCCCAAGUCCCACCACCAUCACCACCAGCGAAAGCAGCGACGCAGAUGCCGUCCAGCAGCAGAACCAACACCGGGAUGAAGAUGGGCGCAAGCAGGUGCCUAAGGCUUUCCGGUUCAACGAGCUCGUUGCCGUCUACGAGACAUGGGACCGCGAGGAGUACGAUAGAAAGGGCAUGCCGUCGGCCAAGCUGGAUGCCGAGUUAAUCGAGCAGAUCAAGCACGAGCUAAACGAGUUCAAGGUCUACGAAAUGCAAGUGCAUGAGGACUCGCGGCACUUCACACACUUUAUUUACUAACCAAAUAAAUAACUUUUUGCGAUCAUAUUACGCGUGUCUACUUUCUGCUCUAUCGAUUUUCUGUUUACAUUUGUUUGUGCGGCCCGCAGAAACUCUAAUCGUUAUAAUUGCGGAUAAGAUUUGCAUCACAAAAACAUAUCUGCUUUUGCGUACGUCAUAAUACCUCAUUUGCAGUGCGCGUCUAUUUUUUAUUUUCUUAUGUUUCGCAAGGUAAAAAAAGCGGUGAGAUGCUUUUUUGGUCUGUUCGAGAGCGAGCGGCUAUUGGCAG